CUAAUAAUUUACGGGGUUGAAUCCCGCCGUCCACUAACGCAAAACCCCAUUAAACCGAAACAAAGUCGAUAUAUUGACUUGGGAUGGCUCCACCCUUCUGUUACUAGCACACCAGAAGAGACUUUGGGUGCAAAGCCUGCACUUCCCUGUUCCCAGUCUUCUUCAGCCAGCCAAAGAAGUAAAUGAGUUUUGGCUCAUCUGGAGGAAGCCAGCCCAAAAUCUCUCUUUGGAUCUAAGCCGAGAUUUUUGAUAGACAUGGAGUAAUUGCAUUAAAGACUUUGUGGCAAAUCGUGGGUAAUGAACUGGUUCUCCUCUGGCUGUAAAAGGAGACCCCAGGCUUUUGUAUUGCUAUCACUCUUGGGUGAGAGACAUGUAUCUCUCUUGAGUGAGAGACCAGAGAGAGUAACGCAGUGUAGAGAGAGUAGAGUAGUGUGAGGGCUCCUCCUUUUGGAGGGAGGGAGCCAAGCUCCUCCUAUGAGACUCUGUCAAAAACAGAAUGAGAGAGCAUCUGAAAAUCAGAGAGAGUUUGAGAGCAACAUAUGUAUCUGUUUGUAUUAGUCUGUGAGUGAGUGUGAGUUCGAGUGAUUUUGUAAUCCUCCUUCUCCUCUAUAAUAGAAAUCCGGUUGCCUCCUCUCAUGGACGUAUCCGAUUUUGGAGAACCAUGUAAAUUAUUUGUCUCUGUUUUUAUGUGUGUGUUUGUGUUCUUGGCUUGGUCGUUUGUUUCAGCAACAAAGUCCACUAGGAACUCUGGGCGAUUUUGAACUGCCGGGAAGCCUUCCCCUAUAAAUACUUACAUACUCCACAAGACACCAGAAUCCAACCCUUCGAUCAGACUCUUCAUUGGCACCAAGAGAGUCUAAGAUUUCCAACGGGCAUGAUUAGCGGUGAAGAAGGAUGGAUAUCUUUAGGGCCAUGGGGAGGGAAAUGUGGUGUAUAUUCGACUUACAAGGUUGAGGGGCCUAUAAUACAGAUGACUAUUCGUUACGGAGAUGUUAUUGACUCAAUUUUAUUCGAAAGCAAAAGCUACAAUGACGCUGUUAUAGGAAGCUCAGUGAAAAUUGGCGGUACUGGUGGCGGUGCGCUUGCAAAGUUCUGCAUCGACAUUGCAGUAGAGCAACUCUCGUCCAUAAGCCUGACGUACAAAGACUACUAUGGACGUGUGGUAAUCAAAUCUCUCUGUUUUGAAACAAAUAUUGGGAACAAAUAUGGGCCUUUUGGUUCAGAAUCGGGUGCUUCUUAUGUGUCCAUUCCAAUAGAAGGUCGACUCAUAGCUGGAUUCCAUGGACGUGGUGGAAGCUUCCUUGAUGCUUUUGGUAUAUUUGUGGCGCCCAAGGAGGAGAAUGACGAUGAUCAGCUUUCUCAGAGCCUUAGUGACCCCGAUUUGGAGGCCUGCGAGCACGCACCAGCAAGACCCGAAGGAUUCCCCAGACUUUGGCGUAGAGCAGUAUUGCAGGAACCCGGGCGUACAAGAAAACUAAAUCCAUACCAAUUCCUUCCCUCACUCGAUGACUCAACUGAAAUGAGUCGAGGGGACGAGGACAGCGAGAAUGCUCUUAAGAGUCAUGCAUCCGGCAUCCAUAAUACUAUCACUCUAGGGGCCCAGAAAACCAUAUCGUUGUUCUCGUCUGCUUGCAUGCGCAGGGUGCCCGAAAAUCUUCGUAAUCAGAACUCUAGCGCCUACACUCCUCAUCUCAUCUCUAUCGGCCCCUAUCACCAGCACAUAGAAACACCUAUGCAACACAUCAAGUUGUACUACGCCAACAACCUAUUUCUUCGACUGACCCAAGGAACAUUACUACUGGAUCGGAAAGAAUCCGAAAAAAAAGAAUUCGAGGUGCUAAAAGAAUGUGUGAAAGAAACGAAGAGGUUGGUAGAUGAUGCCGUGAAAAGCUACCCAGAUGAUGUUACGCUGAACGAGGAAAUGAUGGUAGUCGACGGUUGCUUCAUUCUUGAGCUUCUCUACAAAUACUAUGGCCUUAUGAAAGCUGACGGAAAAAAAACUAUCGAUGGAGGAGAUGGUGGCAACUCAAAGGCCUCGAGUAGCAUUCAGCAGCCUGAUGAAGGGGAACAUACCAGCAAAAGCAGCGAACAAGAAAUGGCAGAUCCAAUUUUUGAUAGCAUUUUGACAGAAAACAUCAUCAAACACGAUUUUCUACUACUCGAGAACCAAAUUCCUUUCUUUGUGCUUGAGAAAUUGUUCAAACUCACUGUGGAAAAGAUCCCGAACUGUCCCCAUAAGUGUUCACUCACUGAUUAUGUCCUUUUUUACUUUCGCGACGUGAUGAGUCGAGAAGGCAAUUCCACAAAUAGUGCUGGCGCGACGACAACUAGUUCUUCACCUAAUGACUGUGUCCUUCACGUUUCUGGCGAAGGAGAACAGCCAGCUGGAAAAGCAAAACACUACUAUCAUAUUCUGCAUUUGCUACACGAGAAUUACCUUCCUCUUGCCACCUCGACUGCCCAGAAAACAAAACAGAAAACAAAAUUCAGUGAAUUCACUCUGUCUGCAUCAAACCUUGAAUACGCAGGAGUCCAGUUUAAACCCCUCUCGGGAAACAACCAAUUCGACGUCAAAUUCGAUGAAGACGAAGGCCUAUCCUGGUGGUGCCGUAGGGCCAGUUUUGUGAUUCCAGCUCUCCGUAUACACGACACCACAGAGCCAUUCCUCAGAAACCUCAUUGCUUUUGAACAGUGUGUCCCUGGCGUUUCGCACCACUUCACAUCCUACGCAUUCCUCAUGGACAUGUUAAUCAACUCUGAGAAAGACGUCCAAGUGCUUAAAGAUGCCAAGGUUAUGUAUUGCUACUUGGGCGCAGACGAGGACAUCUCAAAUCUGUUCAACAAGCUGUGCAAGGAUGUUGUAGUAGAAGACUUUUAUUUUGCCGACACUUGCAGCAGAGCGUUCAAGUAUAGCGAGUAUGGCUGGCCGAAGAUUUUGGCAUACCUCAAACGUACGUAUUUUGCCUCUCCGUGGGCAUUCAUAGGUUUCUGUUUGGCCUUCAUCGUUUUUGGCAUGUCGGUUACUCAAUUUGUCUUCAGUUUCUUUCAAUAAACGCCGAUGAUCAAGAAGUUUGUAUUAUGUUUCAACUUGAAUUGUAAGAGUUUUAUGAAUAAAUUGCUGUAAUAAAGUAAUAAGCUUUCCCGUCUCCUUGAAACAUC
Molecule: messenger RNA, 3159 nt
Organism: Rhododendron vialii
Lineage: Eukaryota; Viridiplantae; Streptophyta; Magnoliopsida; Ericales; Ericaceae
Product: UPF0481 protein At3g47200-like
Exons: 5
Coding region: 875-3052 (725 amino acids)
Molecular function (GO): carbohydrate binding
Source: RefSeq, a predicted model, not a curated record